AACCGAUUACGAAACUCAUGCCUUUCAAUAACGUCAAAGAAGGUAGCAAGGAGGAGAGGUGGGGGGUGUGAUCCCGUUCCACGUAAAAAUUUUAGCAAAAUUCAUGCAACACUUAUACUAUUAUCUACUGUUAACAAUGUUUUUUUUUUCAGAAAUUCUCAAAUUACAUUUGUCUUUUAGUUGCUUUUCACGCGUUGCUGACAAAUUUUUGCGCUCAUCACGUGUUACGCAUAAAUCUUCUGCCAAGCUUGACAAAAAAAAGUAUUAAAAUAGCGUAACAAGUGGAUGCUCCUCAGUUCCGUGUAGACAUAAUACUCUUCAAAGAGUUAGAAUUCAAAAAAAUUGGUGUAGCCGUCGCAAAGAAGCCACAAACAUGAACUAUUAAAUUAUAUAAAGCGGUGAAACAAACGCGGCAAUCGAUACACGAUGACUACCUCACCCCACCCCUCUUAAGUCUUAACCCAUGUCGGUCCCACCCCACCCCCACCCACUUCGACUUCGCCAGGAGCUCCUACCUUCGCACAGCAGAGGUGAAGGUGAACACGAUUUAUCAAAGGGAAGUUCCAAACCAUCCCUAACCCUAAUCUAACCUACCCGAGAAAAUAACUCUGUACAUGAUAAAAACAGCCAGGAGCCCAUGGGCUCCUGAAACAGCAGAAUGUCCGAAAUCCCCAGGUUGGAGAAGAAAUCAGCGCGGAGACUUGGAACGAGGUUGGCUAGUUCCCAGAUUCCCUUCAGCACAACCUCGUCCCCAGGGUCCCAUAAUAAUAUAAACCAAGAUGGCGGAUGUUCGUUCCUCGUUUUCCCGAUCGAAUUUGGCGAAUUUCUCUCGUCUACCUUGGGAAGAUGUGGUGUUUCUUCAUAUAUUUCCACAUUUUACCAUACCACAACUCUUUAAGUUUAGAAACGUGUGUAAAUUUUGCCGGGAUGCCUGUGAUUCGUAUUUUGCUUGGCAAAGAGUCCUCGACUGCAGUCAAGUUUCAUCUCGCCUCACGUCUAGUGCUCUGAUGUUGAUAACCAAAUCAAAUUUCUCAUUGCGGCUGCUGAGUUUGAAGAACUGCAAAAGCUGGCUUUGUGACACCGUCUUGGUAGAAAUCUUAAAGCGAAAUACACGACUCUGCGAGCUAGAUCUCACUGCUUGUUCAGGUUUAACAAACUUAGCGCUGUUCACCUUGGCGGAAUGUAACCGGGGUUUGAAAGUGUUAAGGUUACGAGAAUGUCGCUGGGUUUCUUCCGAUGCAGUUACUCAGGUAUCCCUGUGCUGCAUCAGCCUUGAGCACGUCGAUCUCGCUGGCUGUUGGGAGGUUACGGACUUGUGUGUUUCGUCGCUAGCUUCCUGUUGCAAUGGCUUGAAGACGCUUGUUCUUAACGACUGCUACGGUGUUAGCGAUAACUGUAUUCGAAUCGUCGCUAAAUCGUGUCCUAAACUGUCACAUCUUGGAAUAAGAGGUUGCUGGCGGGUUUCCAAUUCUGCCGUGAAAAUGGUCGGGGAAUACUGCCCUUUGUUAACGAUUCUGGAAGUUAGGGAUUGCAGAGAUAUUUCCGAGGCGAGUUUAGCCAGAUUGAGGAUCAGAGGGGUGAAGAUCGAUGUGGAACAGGCCAAGUGGACAAAUAUGCCAGUUGGCCCAAAUGAAUACCCGGAACAGCGGGAUUGGCGCAUCCCCAUGGUAAACUUAAACAUCACCAAGAUGGCGGAUGUUCGUUCCUCGUUUUCCCGAUCGAAUUUGGCGAAUUUCUCUCGUCUACCUUGGGAAGAUGUGGUGUUUCUUCAUAUAUUUCCACAUUUUACCAUACCACAACUCUUUAAGUUUAGAAACGUGUGUAAAUUUUGCCGGGAUGCCUGUGAUUCGUAUUUUGCUUGGCAAAGAGUCCUCGACUGCAGUCAAGUUUCAUCUCGCCUCACGUCUAGUGCUCUGAUGUUGAUAACCAAAUCAAAUUUCUCAUUGCGGCUGCUGAGUUUGAAGAACUGCAAAAGCUGGCUUUGUGACACCGUCUUGGUAGAAAUCUUAAAGCGAAAUACACGACUCUGCGAGCUAGAUCUCACUGCUUGUUCAGGUUUAACAAACUUAGCGCUGUUCACCUUGGCGGAAUGUAACCGGGGUUUGAAAGUGUUAAGGUUACGAGAAUGUCGCUGGGUUUCUUCCGAUGCAGUUACUCAGGUAUCCCUGUGCUGCAUCAGCCUUGAGCACGUCGAUCUCGCUGGCUGUUGGGAGGUUACGGACUUGUGUGUUUCGUCGCUAGCUUCCUGUUGCAAUGGCUUGAAGACGCUUGUUCUUAACGACUGCUACGGUGUUAGCGAUAACUGUAUUCGAAUCGUCGCUAAAUCGUGUCCUAAACUGUCACAUCUUGGAAUAAGAGGUUGCUGGCGGGUUUCCAAUUCUGCCGUGAAAAUGGUCGGGGAAUACUGCCCUUUGUUAACGAUUCUGGAAGUUAGGGAUUGCAGAGAUAUUUCCGAGGCGAGUUUAGCCAGAUUGAGGAUCAGAGGGGUGAAGAUCGAUGUGGAACAGGCCAAGUGGACAAAUAUGCCAGUUGGCCCAAAUGAAUACCCGGAACAGCGGGAUUGGCGCAUCCCCAUGGUAAACUUAAACAUCUGAGUUCUUCAGGAGCUGGAAGUCUGUGGUAAUCACUCUUGUUAAGAGUGGUUAGUGAUAAUCUUGUCUUAAUGGUUGCCAGCAUUACCUGCGUUACCUGAAAGCUGUAGAAGCAAGUUACUUACUGGGCAAAGUUUUCCAUUUAUUUCUCACUCUUCAAAUUGUGAACCCCACAUCUUUUAAAGGAGCUACUUCAUGGUUUGCACAUUUUGAAAAGUUUAGGCUAAAUUUUUCAAGUUCGUCAUUCUGUGCACCCCCAAAAUAACUCAAAAUACCGUCAUACUCAUUGAGCUCCUUUUAACUCAAUUUGAAACUGGAUUUGCUACCCUCCUUAGCAAUACACAUUGUAUUUAGUAAGGGUUGCAACAGGCCCUAUGCGCCAACUUGGCGCCAGGGGACAGGUGAAGAUGAAGGGUUGCAACACAAAUACACUCACCUUAUUUUAAUAUGUUGAUAUUUACAGUGUAUAUAUAGUUUUAAGAGUUGUACAUAUCAAUUUUUUUUUAAUUCUUUAAUACAUAGCUAGUAAAUAAUUUGUAAAAAUAGAGUUAUUAGUUAGGUGAACACCACUAGUUGGGAGACAUUUUCCUCUCUACAAAAUUUGACAUGUAAUUAAGUUAUAUACAUGUAUGUAUGAUUCAUUAUUUCUGAAAACUUUCCGACUGUUUUCGGUUGGUUUAAAUCAUAAAUAUAUUGAGGCAAUGACUUUAGCAGUGCCCGGUAGAGUUGAUGAGUAAUCUAGUCAAUUCAAAUUUCCUAGGUUUUAAUUAAUUUUUGUCAGGUUUGCAGGCCUGUGGCACCUGUUUAACUGCCAGGUUUCUCCAAGUCAAAGGCAGGCGAUUAUUGAUCCCUGCCAUAUUCAAGAAAGAUUUCCAAAGAUGUUCCAAAGAACAGUUUCACAGUCUCAUUCUUAGGAUGUGGUAAGCUAACAUAAUGUUGUCACAAGUAAUUUUUCCUUCUCAAUUUAUAAUAUGAGAGUCGAAGGGAAAAUAAAAGAAUUUAGAUUUGUGAGAACUAAGUUUUUUCAUGUGAGCAUGAGAUUGAAUUCAUUCACGAGUUUUCUGCCCAAUGCAAAAAAAAA
Messenger RNA from Orbicella faveolata, 3672 nucleotides. RefSeq lists its product as uncharacterized. Gene Ontology annotation, cellular component: cytoplasm. Lineage: Eukaryota; Metazoa; Cnidaria; Anthozoa; Scleractinia; Merulinidae. The record is from RefSeq and is a predicted model, not a curated record.